AUGCUAAACGCCCGCGGACCAAAACAACCGCGACGCCAACUUCUAGCAGACGUGGUGAAGAACAUGGCUUCGCAACAUCCUUCCUUUUUCCGCGGUAUAAAGGCAGCGUAUCGUUUAUGUGCGCUUCGAGUCUGCUCCGCCUUUAAAACGGUUUCAGAAGAAGCAGCACUGGUUAUCGUUGGAAUGUAUCCAAUAGAGAUAUUGGCAAACGAAGCUGCAGUAUUGGCUGACAGUGAAAUGCAACGCAUCGUAGCACGGGAAACUAGUACCCAAACUCUGCAGCAAAUAUGGAAUAAUACAACGAAGGGCCGCUGGACAGAUCGCUGCAUUCCAGACUUGCGAAGCCGGAUUGAAAGAAAACACGGAGAAGUGGAUUUCUAUCUGACGCAAUUUUUAACACCUCCAUCGAUUCAAACAUGA
Molecule: messenger RNA, 420 nt
Organism: Anastrepha ludens (Mexican fruit fly)
Lineage: Eukaryota; Metazoa; Arthropoda; Insecta; Diptera; Tephritidae
Exons: 1
Coding region: 1-420 (139 amino acids)
Source: RefSeq, a predicted model, not a curated record